Molecule: messenger RNA, 2361 nt
Organism: Lindgomyces ingoldianus
Lineage: Eukaryota; Fungi; Ascomycota; Dothideomycetes; Pleosporales; Lindgomycetaceae
Exons: 1
Coding region: 1-2220 (739 amino acids)
Biological process (GO): silent mating-type cassette heterochromatin formation
Cellular component (GO): rDNA heterochromatin; SHREC complex
Source: RefSeq, a predicted model, not a curated record
AUGUCUAUUGUGCGUGUCCCGCUUCGCCCAGGCUCCGAUGGCGACGCCACUCAUCGACCGACAUCUACGACCCACACUCUGGUUGAUCCGCCAAGCCUCUACCUAGAAAAGCUUGGAAUGCUAUGGAUGAAGGAUAGAGGGGAGGCGCGCCCAGGAAUCACCUACUUCCUCGAGCGUCUGCCAUCCGGCUAUGCGCUCUACCAGAAGUCGCGGCCUUCUAAUCCACAACAUAUCGAUAAGUGGCUGUAUGGUCACCCAAGCCGCAAAACCUUUGAUUCCCCAAACCGGUUCUUCCCACACUUCAAGUAUCUCAUGGAGAAUGGCGGUGAUAGUUUCGGAUGUCCUUGUACGGUAUGUCACGCCAUUGGAGGAGUCGUUCCCCGGUUUGGUUCAAUGACCCCAGGCUCCAUUUCAAUUCAGAAUCGGAGUGCGAGUAGUCGCUCCGGCGGUUCGACUCCCUACCGCCAGGGCAUGCCUUUGGGUCCCGUUGGUUACAGGAGUCGGCCAAAAAUAUCUGGUCCUGGAGCCGACAAGAGCCACGUGGACGAAGAAGGCAACCCAGAUGUCAUCCGAAAUCUCAUCAACAAGCUUAAACGCCAGGGACACUUAGACGACAGCAUAUCAGAGCCAAUGAGCUUAGACUGGCGCGCCGAACAGGGCCUUCUUCCGCAGCUACUUAAAUCCAUCAAGAAGCAACCGCAAUACAAGCCACGACCGGGAGAAAUCGUCCUAUUUGUCAGAGAACUACCAGCAGGCACACAACUCACUAUAAAUAGAUCUGUCAACAAGAUUAUGAUCUGGGAUCCAUCGAAGAAGGAAUACUGCAGCAGCCCAGUGUGGGAGGCUGGCGUUGUUGGGCAGGCAUCUGCUGAGACAUGUACUGGGGACUUUUACGAGGACGAAUUGGGAAACGAAUCAAAUGUGAGCAACUCAGGAAUGCGUGUCGAGCCGUUGCCAGACCUGAGCAGCGAGAGCAAGUCUGUUUCGAAAAACUACGUCUACGUUCCACUGCUUCACACCAGGCCCUUUGUGCUCUGGAAUACACUCCUAAGCGAAACGCUUGUGAAUGAUCUGCACCCAACCAUAAGGAACGCUUUAACUGUUAUGUCUUCAAUCUCAUUAGUGGGAAAGUACCGGUUUAAAGGAAAUUGGCCAGAAGCUGAUAUCUACUGCCAUGGUCUGUACAUCGGGUCGGAGCUCAUCACCGUGGGCGAUACCGUUCGACUUGGACCCAGGCUCGAAGAUACUACCUGUUCAGAAGUUUUAGUCAUAACCUCAAUCCGCUUGAGACUCUCUAAUCUGGACCUAGCCUCAGACAACGACUUCGACGAGGGCCGACCGUACAAUACUACAGCUUAUCUCUUUGGAAAGGGCUUUACUAUUGACAAAUCACACUCCAAGGAUGAGUGGCUAGUAGACGGUGAGAGUCUCUCGCCGGUUCUGAACAGUUAUACGGAAGCUGGUAGCAGCCUUAUAGGGCUCUCCUGGUAUCCACUCCAUCCCCCAGGCCGCGAUAUCCAAAUCCACUAUUCCCGCAUUGUCGGUCGCGUCUUUGAGCCAGAUGCUCUUACCUUCUGGAUCCCGACGUUCUCGCGUUCGCUUCCCCACCUCGGCGCCAGUCUCAGUGUAGGUCUUCCGGGUCUUGAAUAUGCGCGUGACUUCUCCCGCAAGCAUGAUACCCGUAUCACGCGCGAGUUCGGCAGUCGUUGGUUCUGGGCAGAGUCGCGUUCGGAUGCGCUGGGACUCGAGACUGUCAAUGGCCUCGAAGUUGAUAAAUUCGACCCAGAGCGCGACCCGAAACAAGGCAGGAAGUUAUUGAAGGCGAUUGAGGGUGAAAUGCCACAUACAUCAAAGGGGAAACGGAGGCACCAACUCCUAUCCGGAUCCGGCCCGAUCAAUCUAAGGGGCUUUAUGGCGCCGACAAUGCUGCCGCACCAGCCUGAGAGUUCGGAGAUGGACACUAACACAGAGGAGGCGAGUUCUGGCGAAGGAAGACGGCAGAAACUGAUUACGAAGAAGAGAGCAAAGUCAUUUGAUCUAGGCAGCGGUAUUGAGAGGGAAAGGGGCCAAAAGAAAUUGCUGAGGAAAAGAGCGAAGGUCGUAGAUUUGAGCAGCGAUAGCGAGGAAGAGAUGGAGAUCAGAGAGCACAUGCGGAUUGUGGAGAGUAUUGAGGAUGGGCCUGGAGAAUGGAGGAAGCAGAAGGUUGAAGUGAGGAUUUGAGAAGGAUGGGAUGCUAUAUCAGUCAGUCCAGAGCCAGACAGGGUGAACUUACGAAAGAUCUCAUGAGAUGCGAAUGCUGCUCUCAAGAGUUCUGAUAAGAGUUCACGGGAGAAUAAAACUGCAAGAAGGGGCAGAAGGGAG